This is a messenger RNA of Culex pipiens pallens (northern house mosquito), 1349 nucleotides long. RefSeq names its product actin-related protein 10-like. Lineage: Eukaryota; Metazoa; Arthropoda; Insecta; Diptera; Culicidae. The transcript is spliced from 2 exons. The record is from RefSeq and is a predicted model, not a curated record. The coding region runs from base 104 to 1246 and encodes 380 amino acids. Gene Ontology annotation, biological process: retrograde axonal transport of mitochondrion.
UCUCCCAAAUCGUUUCAAUUUCGUGUUACUAAAAUCGAAAAUUCUUAAAUUUCUGCGUAUAACUCCGUGAAAAGUGCGAAAUUACAUUGAAAACGUGGCCAAGAUGCCCCUCUUCGAUUCCGUACUGCAGGAAAAGCCGGCCAUCGUGCUGGAAAUGGGUCAUGCCCUAACCAAACUCGGUUACGCCGGUGAGCCCCACCCCCGCAGCAUCAUCCCGUCGGAGGUGCUGGACCACAAGGCGAAGAGUGCCAACCGGACAACCCCGAACAGGAAGCUGUUCGAUUACGCCAACGAGUCCGAGCUGUACGACCAGCUGGUGGAGUUUCUGAAGAUGAUCUUCUUCAAGUACGUGCUGGUCAGUCCGAAAGAGCGCAAGAUUGUGAUCGUGGAGUCGGUGCUCUGCCCGACGCAGAUCCGGGAGAAUCUGGCCAAGGCGCUGUUUUGCCACUUUGACGUUUCGUCGAUCUACUACGUUCCGUUGCAUCUGGUGGUGCUUUCGACGCUGGCCGUGGACACCGCCCUGGUGGUGGACGUUGGGUACAAGGAGGCGAGUGUCGUUCCGGUUUACAGCGGAGUUCAAGCGGUGUUUGCGUUUGAAGCGCAGAAUUUGGCGGCGGAAGCGAUUCAUGAGUACAUCAAGGGCGAGUUGAUUUUGAACGGGGUUGAGGAACAUCUGCUGACAGAUUACGUCGUGGAGGACAUUAAGGUGCGGACGUGCUUCGUGACUACGAGGGAACGUGCCUGCAAGUGGCGCAGCGAGGAAAAGUUUGAAACCUGCCCCGAUGUGGACUACCCGAUUAAGGGAGAUGAAAUCAUUAAAAUUCCUGGAAUUUUGCGGGAAACCGCGUUUGAAGUACUGUUUCCCGAGGAUAACGACCACCUCAACUUGGCAAACAUCAUCCUGAAUUCGAUCUUGAAAUGCCCCAAGGACAUGCGGAAAGCGCUCGCUGAAAACCUGGUUCUCGUGGGCGGUACCACAAUGGUCCUAGGUCUGGCAGCGCGUCUCAAGCAGGAACUGGCGGCGCUUCUGCAAUCGGACCAGUAUCGGGAAAAGCUCUUCAUCAAGACGUUCAAGUUCCACAAACCACCGGCGAAGGCCAACUUUACCGCCUGGCUGGGAGGAUCGAUCUACGGUGCGACGGAUCUGGUGCUCACCAAGUCGAUUGCCCGCGAGGCGUACAGCAAGAACCAGCAGCUGCCCGACUUUACCAACUACGAUGAGACGCGAUCGCACGGUAGGAUUUAGGAGGAAGUGGUUUAAAUUAUUUAUUCGAGUACUCACAGUGAACUAUAUUGUAAUUUGCACUACCUAUUUUUAUUUAAAACUAAUAAAUUAUGCUUCGAAACAA